AUGGUGCAGAUACUUACAGGCCAUGGGUCUUUUGGUAAAUACCUGCACCGAAUAGAGAGGGAAGAAUCCCCCAUGUGUCAUGAGUGUGGCGCAUUAGUAGAUACGCCCCGUCAUGUUCUCGAAGAGUGCCCUGCAUGGGGGCCCCAGCGGGCCAGCCUGCAGGCAAUAAUAGGUACAGACCUCUCGCUGCAAAGCAUUGUGAAGUCUAUGCAUGAUAGCGAGGAGGCAUGGACGGCGAUGGUCUCCUUCAGCCAUUAUGUUAUGUCGCAGAAGGAGACAGCGGAACGUGCGCGCGAGAACGACCCUGACGCGCACACACUCCGCCGUCGACGGACUGGCGGCAGAGCCAGGCGCUACGCGCACCUGAUGCCUCCUCCGUAA
Leguminivora glycinivorella is the source of this 381-nucleotide messenger RNA. RefSeq lists its product as uncharacterized. The transcript has a single exon. The record is from RefSeq and is a predicted model, not a curated record. Lineage: Eukaryota; Metazoa; Arthropoda; Insecta; Lepidoptera; Tortricidae. The coding region runs from base 1 to 381 and encodes 126 amino acids.